Amphibalanus amphitrite is the source of this 8949-nucleotide messenger RNA. RefSeq names its product serine/arginine repetitive matrix protein 2-like. The transcript is spliced from 20 exons. Gene Ontology annotation, biological process: chromatin remodeling. The coding region runs from base 154 to 8172 and encodes 2672 amino acids. Gene Ontology annotation, cellular component: nucleus. Gene Ontology annotation, molecular function: DNA binding; histone demethylase activity. The record is from RefSeq and is a predicted model, not a curated record. Lineage: Eukaryota; Metazoa; Arthropoda; Thecostraca; Balanomorpha; Balanidae.
UUGUUUGUGUCUGAGUUUGUCAUUUUCAUGUCCGUGUUUGAUGUGCUAUGAAUGGCGAGAAUCGGUGUAUUUUUAUGAAUAAUACACUGACAUCGGUUGUUUUCAGUGUAUCUUCUGUUUACUGAUCGCAAACAUCAUAUAAGGCGCGCGGCCAUGCCGCGCUCCAAGCGCGACACAGUGCGCGACCGCACGGCCAGCGCGCCGUCCCCAGAGUCGCCGCUGCUCAGCAAACGCAAGGUGUUCGCGCAGCGCAAGUUUGCGCAGGGCGUGGCCACGCCGUGCGCGGGCUCUGCGCCGCCGUCGCCGCCGGCGGCCUCCUCCCGACCGCCGUCGCCGGCGCCGCUGCCGCCCGACGGGCCGCUGCCCAAGACUGAGGACUUCAUCACCUUCCUCUGCUUCAGAGGCACGUCUCGAUUACCGGCACACCUAGAGCGGUUCAACCACCCGCCUCUGCCGGGCAGCAGCGGCAGUCGGGCGGGGCGACCCGCCCGCUCCUCGGCGGCCGCUGGGCACGAGGGCUCGCCCGGCCGCGCCGGAGCCAACGCGCGCGCCAAGGAUCAGAAGAGUGCUAAUGGGAUCCGCCAGAACGGGCACGUCAAAAUGUCGGCGACAAAACCGCUCUUUCAGAAGCACAAUAGUGCGCUGCACAGCCGGUCGGCGCGCGACUCUCCCUCCUCCGUGUCCAGCUCGCGCUCGGAGAAGGUCGCGCCGGCGCUGAAGCGUGCCCAGGUGGUGCUCCGCAAACUCUCACACUCGAGCCUCAUCGCCAAGAAGAAGUCGCAGUCGGCCAAGCUGCGGGCGCAGAAGGCGGUGGACAAGCAGGCGCGCAUGCUGCAGAGGCUGGUGGUAUCGAGCAGCCUGCGCUACCCGUCCUCGGGACCGGCCAUCAAACUGACCACGCUCAAACAGCAGCGGCCGUUCGCGCGGCUGACGCGGGCCCAGAUCGCGCGCGGCGCCCGACAGCGACCGGCCGGCUCCGGCGCUCCGUCCCGGGCCCGGCCGGCCGGCGCCGAGACGUCCAAACCCCGACCGGGCGCCUCAGAGACAUCCAAACCGCGGCCGGGCGCGCCGCCAGCCUCGGACGGCCGGCCGUCGAAGGCGGCGGCUGAGCGGUCGGCGGCGGCGGCGCAGGUCAGGUCCCGCCGGCCGGCGACCGACGCGGUGGCGAGGAUCCGACAGAGGGCGCGACUGCGGCAGCAGAUGGCGGGAAAAAUGAGGAGGGAGGCGGACAGGAGGAAAGUACGCGCCGAGUCCGGCAGGUCGGGUCGGGAGGCACCCGGCAGACCGCCCGCCCUGCGCCGCUCCUGGAUGAGCGCAGACUCCGGGCCUGGCCGGCGCAGCGACGACGACCCCUCGGACUCGGAGAGGAGCGAGCGCCGGACGGCCGGCGGCGACGCGCCCGCCCGGCCCAAGGUGGCGCUGGCCAGCCGCUCCAAGAGCAAGUUCUGGUUCUGGGUGGAGGAGCCCGUACCGCGCAGUGAUGAUGACGAGCCUCCGGCCGCCGAGCGGACCGCCAGUCCUCGCACGCUGCGGGACGGCCGCCGCGUACAACCGCUGGAGUCCUCUUCCUCCUCCGAGGAAUCUGAGGAGGAGGAUGAGGCGCCGCCGGCCGGGAGGACGCUCCGAGACGGUACCGUCCUCCCGCCGGCAGAGUCUGACUCGGACCGCACCCCGCCGGCCGAACAGAAAACACCGGCCGGCCGAACGGCAGGUCGACCGGCGGCCAAGAAGGCGAACAAGACGCCGGAGCCGGCCAGCAAACAGGCGAGAGAGGAGGCGCGGAAGGACGAGAGCAGCUCGGAAGAGGAGGAGAGAGCGCCGCCGAGGGGCAGGGAGAGGCGCGGCUGGCGGCAGGCGCGCCGGCCGGGCUCGGCCGCCGCGGGGAGGGACAGGACUCCGGUACCGGCCGCGGCCAGGGAGCGGCGGAGGGCGCGCCGGACGGCCGGCUCCAGCUCCUCGGAGAGUGAGACCGAGACGAGCCGCAGCACCACCCGGGAGGCCAGUCGCCAGCGAACGGCGCAGGCCAAGGCAAAGACCCGCCAGCCGGACAGUAAGGUGCCCAAAGACUCCCCGGGACCAGCCAAACAGUCUGGAGCGGAAGCGAAACCGGCUGUCAAGAAGAAUAGUACGCCAGCGAGUAGAAGAAAUAAUGUCUCAUCGGAUGAAUCUAGCAAAAAAGAGAAGGUAAAUCCUCCGAAACGCGCUGUAUCUAGUCAGAGGAAAAAGCCUGUCUCUAGUUCGGAAGAUGAAAGUGAAGGCAAAUCGAAUCAAAAGGAAAAGCCGAAGACAGCUCGUGACGUUCGGCGCAGAACAGAUCCCGGCUCUGUCAAAGGUGAAUCCCCGAAACCGAUUUCGGCGAAGAAGAGGCCGAACGGUCGGGCAGCGGUGCCCGCGGCGUCUCACUCGGAGCUGGAAUCUCGGGAUGGUAAGCCGGGCCGGUCCAAGCCCGCUGAAUCGGAGGGGAGCAGCUCGGAGUCGAGCCGGGCGCCACCACCCCGGCGGGCGCCCCGCUCCGGCAGUGCCCGCGCGCCGCCGCCGCCGCGCCGCCCGCCGUCCUCCAGCUCUGAGGAGGAGCCGGCGGCGCGGCGCCCGCUGCGGGCGGGAGCAGGGACGGGGCGCCGCCGCUCGUGGGAGACGCCGCCGCCGCCGCCGCCGGCCGACGCUGCCAGCUCGGACAGCGAGCAGUCGGGACGGGUGACCCGCUCCCGGCGGCCCGAGUCGCUGCCGAUCGCCGGCGCCGUCCGGAAGCGGGCGUUCGUGCCGGGCCGGCACGGCUGGGAGGACAGCAGCAGCGGCACGGAGGAGCGGCCGGCCAGCCGUCGCCGCGCGCCGGCGCAUACCUCCAGCAGCGAGGAGCGCGCCUCGCCGCCGCCACCUCCGUCCGCCGACAAACCGCGCCGCACACUCCGGAAGCGCAGCGAGGCGUUCUUCUCGUACGACAUUAUCGAUACGGACACGGACGAUGAUCUGAUCAGCGUGAUCAGACCUCGGUCCCGGCAGCCGGCCAGACCCAGUGACGCCGAGCGGUCCACUCCGAACACCGCGCCGGCGGUGUCCAGUACCGCGGGCAGCAGCGCGCCCCGCGCCGCCUCCGCCGAGCGGAGACCCACCGUGGAGAGACGGGAGGCGUCCUCGACCGCGGUGGAGGCAGGCGCCGGCACGGCCACCCCGCCGCCGGGAGCCAAGAGCGGUCUGAAGAGGGAGUCGUCGGUCACACGGCACUCAACCGACCGCGAGUCAAGCGAUCGGACCCAGAAGAAGCGACCUCGGCCCUCAUCGCCGUCCAGUAGCGCACGGCACACGCCGACUAAGAAAAAGAGCGUCUCGUCGAAAUCGACAGACGGUUCGUUCCUGUCCAAACUGAAGGAGUCAGCGCAGCGGAGGAUCAGUCGUCUGACCCAGCGGCGGGGCGGAGCGGCUCGCUCCGGCGGCUCGCUGGCCGACUCCCGGCCGGCCAUGGGCGUGUACGAGUUCGAUUCGGACGAGAACCUCUCCUCGCUCACAUCCCUGCGCCAGUCGAGCGACGCCGUGAAGACCGUCUCGGAGGCGACGUCGACGAGCGAGGACAAGCCGCCGGCGGCGCCCGAGCGCUCCACCUGCACCAUCGCCAUCCAGGUCAACAUGGACGAGGAGGUGCCGCCCGCGGACGUCUCCUCGGGCACGCAGACCCAGGCGGCGGCGGCGCAGCAAACAGACUGCUCCGUGCAGAGUCAGACCGAGGAGCCGACGGCGGCGGCAGCGGAGUCCAGCGCCGGCGGGUUGUCACCGCAGCCGGCCCGGGGAGGGUCGGGGGCGCCACAGCGGCCGCCGUCCGGCGGACAGGGACGGCCCGGGCCGCCGGAGGGCGCUGCCGAGGGAUCGACCCAGUCGCCGGCCCAGCGGCGGGACCCGCCGUCAGAGUCUCCGGCUGUCUCCCAGCCGCCGGUACAGGCGGUGGUGACGGCUCCGAGUCAACCUCAGACGACUCAGACAGCGGCAGAGUCUUCCGUCCAGCCGGCGACUCAGCCCCCAGCUCAGUUAGUGACUCAGCCUCCCGUCCAGUCAACAGCUCAGCGUCCUGUCCAGCCUGCUGCCCAGGCUACACUUCAGCCCGCCGUGCAGCCCAUCGCCCAGCCUCUGGUACACUCUCUGGCGCAGCCCCCGGUCCACUCUCUGGCGCAGCCCCCGGUCCACUCUCUGGCACAGCCGCUGGCCCAGCGCGCCAGCCAGCCGCUGGCGGCCUCUGCCGUCUCCCAGCCGCUGUUGGCGGCCGCGCCGCGUCUCAUCAUGCCGGUGUCUCUGCUGCGGCCUCCGUACCCGGUGGGAGGCGGUGAGGUGGGCGGCCGGCCGCUGCAGCUGGUGUCGGUGACGGCGCCUCGCUGCAGCGUGCAGCCGCCGCCCGGCCUGGUCCAGCACCAGCUGCAGCCGCCGCAGCCGCAGCCGACGGCGGCGCCACAGCCGCGCUUCCAGCAGGUGCAGUACCAGCUGGGCGCAGCCGGUCUGUUCGCCGCCGGCUCUCUGGCCAGCGGCUCGUACGGCGCCGGCCAGUACCCGCUGCUGCAGACUCCGCCGGCCGGCAAACGGCCACUGGCGCCCGCCACCUGGUCCGCCGGAGCCGCCUCCUCGGCCCCCGCGCCCGCCGACCGACUCGCGCCCAUCAAACCCGUCCACCCGCACGGCGGCUCGGUGGCCGACUGGCGGCGGAGCGCCGACGCCGCCACCAGCGCGGCGGCGCGGUUCGCCUCGCGCGUGCCGCCGCCGGGCCUGAUCCGUCUGCCGGCGAGCAGCGCGGCGCCUCCACUGCACUACCCGCUGCCCUACUCUGGCCCGCUGCUGGCCGGCGCGUCUCCGUUCGCGCCGCGACUGGCGCUGCUGGGCGCUUCUCAGCUGCACGGCACCGGUGUGGCGGUGCUGAGUGCGCCGCCGGCCCGGCUCGAGCCGCCGCCGCCGCCGCUGCCGCUGCCGCGCGUCCCCACGCCGCUCACCUCUCCGGUCGACAGCAAGGCGGCGGUGCGCGCCCAGCUCAGGCAGGCAGCGGCGUUCGCUCCGGCCCCGGCGGUGGCCGGCAGGGCGGACGGCGGCGCCGGCUCGCCGGCCGACGUCAAGGUUCCGCUGCCAGUGGUGCCGCCCGCGCCCGGGAGGGUCCCGGUGGCGCCCGUGCCGAUGGCGCCGUCCAGGGACCGCUCGGUGCCGGGCCGGUCAGCUGCCGGUGCCGCGGGCCCGCUCGGCCCCGCUCCCUGGUCACCGGCCCACUCGGCCCGCUCGCUGGCGGUGACGACCCGACCCACCUCGGCGCCGACCGUCACUAGCUCCGCGGCGGCCACGGCUCCCUCCUCACGGCCGGCCAGCGCCACGCCGUCCCGGUCAGCCAACGUGGUAUCCCCGGCGGCGGCGCGGUCCCUGGCGGCGGCGGCGGGGGCUCCGGCUCACCCUCUGCCCGUACCACCGGCGUCCCGCGCACUACCGGUACAGAUCUCUGCUGUACCGCCCCGGGUACCUCCCCCAGCGCCGGUCUCAGCCCCCGCUCCGGCGCCGUCCGUCCCCGUCCCCGUCCCCACUCAUCGUCCCCCUCAGGCCGCCGUCCCUGUCCAACCAGCGGUCCCGGCGGCGCCGGUCCGUGGAUCAGCCGCGGGCGCGGCCCAGACACUAGCGUUAGCCGCUCCACCGCGGACUCCCGCCCGGCCUGCAGCGACUACGGAGAAGCCAAGUGCCAGCACCGUCACCGCGGGACCCUUGCCACCGGUUUCAGAGGUACGAGCCCAGCCCUCCGUCCCGUCUCAGAAGGUCCCCGCCGCUCCAGCUGCGACUGCGGCGCCGUCUCCUGCCGUGGUACCGCCUCUGACGAGCAGUUCAGGAGCCACCAGUACUGCGGCGGCGGUGGAGACUGCAGGCAGCGGAAAAACGGAGAGCCGACCGCAGAAACGACCCGCUGAGAAGACGCCGUCUUCCAAGACAGCUCCGUCCGCCAAGAAGGCUGCAUCAGUGUCAGCCGCGACCGCUAGUCCAGCAACCUCAACCUCAUCAGAGACCCCCUCCACACCCGCUGCCACAAAACCCACACCCAAACCCUCAUCCAAAUCCUCCGACCGACCCACACCAGUUCCCAAACCCUCUCCCAAGUCCAGUCCGGCCGGCCGGCCUCCUACCUCCGCCGCGCGCGGUAAGAAGAAGACCGGUGACGAGGCGGCCUCGUCGUCCUCGGAUGCGGAGCGGCUCUCGGCGGCGUCUCCAAUGUCGCCGGCGGCACGCGGGAGGCGCCGGUUCGACCGCGAGGAGGACUCUGGCAGGGAGUCGACGCCGCAGAGCAGGAGGUCCUCGCAGAGCCCCGCGCCAGCCAAGCGGGCGCGGAAGGUGUCCACGAUGGAGCUGGGCGUGCUCCAGGAGGUGCCCGUGUUCCGUCCCACCGAGAAGGAGUUCUCCGACCCGCUCCGCUACAUCGAGAAAAUCAGACCCGAGGCCGAACAGUACGGGCUCUGCCGCGUGGUGCCGCCGCCAGGAUUCAAGCCCGAAUGCCGCGUGGACGACGACAUGCGUUUCGUGGCGUACAACCACUACGUGCACAAGGUGUUCCGCCGGUGGGGGCCCAACUUCCGCGAGCUGCUGGCCAUCCGGCGGUACCUGGAGCAGCAGCAGAUCGACAUGGACGACCUGCCGCUGGUGGGCGGCAUGGAGAUCGACCUGCCGGGCCUCUACCACACCGUGCAGAGACUCGGAGGGCUCAACGACGUGAUCGCCGGCCGACGCUGGCCGGCCGUGGCCGAUCUGAUCCACAUGCCCAAGUGCGCGCAGGACCGGGCGGUCAAACUGGAGCAGAUCUACCUCAAGUACCUGGUCGGGUACACCAUGCUCACGGAAGACGAGAGGAAGCGCCUGCGCACGGAGGUGGAGACGGACUGGCACCGGCGCGAGCAGCAGGCCCGCUGCCGGCAGCUGCAGACCGACGACGAGGACGAACAGGACAGUGACGAGGAUGACGACGACGCCGCAGAGUGCAUCGUCAAGGGUAAAACGGUCAGCCUGGGCGCCUUCUACCGCGUGGCGAGGAACACCGCCUCGCUGCUGUUCAAGCAGAGUGACCCGAAACCGGAACUGGUCGAGGAUGAGUACUGGAAGGUGGUGAACGAGCGGGACCGGCACAUCUGCGUGUACUCGGGCAGCGUCGACUGCGGCGCGCAGAGCUACGGCUUCGUCUGUGACAAAAAGUCGCAGACCUCGCGGCUCGCCUGGAACCUGAAGGUGCUCAGCAACAACCCGGGGUCGAUCCUGCGCUCCAUGGGACAGGUCAUGGGUGUGACUGUACCGACUGUGCACAUGUCGAUGGCGUUCACCACCGGCUGCUGGUACUCGGACCCGCACUCGCUGCCCUGGAUAGAGUACCUCCACACCGGGGCGUCAAAGGUGUGGUACUCUGUGCCGGCCUCGGGCGGCGAGGCGCUGCGCCGGGAGCUCACCGAACUGAUGCCCGGAUACCUGCGACAGCACCCCGUGUGGCUACCCUCCGAUACGGCCAUGGUGCCGCCCGACCUGCUGGCUGAUAGGGGCGUUCCUGUGGCUCGCGCCGUGCAGCAGCCGGGCGAGUUUGUCGUCUCGUUCCCCCGCGCCUUCACGGCCUCGGUCGGCACCGGCUACACGCUCUCCGAGUCGGUGUUCUUCGCCACGCCCGACUGGCUCGCCUCCGCCACUGACGUCUACGAUAAGCUGAAGUUGAGCGGCGAGCCGGGCGUGUUCUCGCUGGACCGGCUGGUGCUGGGCGUCUGCUCUGACCCGCGCGCUUCGCUCGAGGCCCUGGCCCGCUGUCAGCCGCUGCUGCUCGACCUGCAGCGGCAGCAGCACGAGCAGCAACAGCGACUCCAGCAGCUCGGCAUCACCGACCCGGUGAAGAUAUCGGCCAAGAAGGGGGGCCGGUCGCGCAAGUCGGCGGCGCUCGAGGAGGACGACAAGGAGUGCGACGUCUGUAGGAGGACGCUCUACUCCGCCAUGGUCGAUAACCCCUCCGAGAGCGUGGUCUACUGUCUGGAGGAUGCCGCCGAGCUGCUCAGAAAGCCCGGCUCCAAACUCGAGGGGCUCAAACUUCAGCUCAUGUAUUCUCAGAGCGAUUUCGAGGAGCUCAUUCAUCAGGUGGACGAACGGAUCGCCGAGCUCGGAUCGAAACAGAGCUCGGCCAAAAAGAAACAGAAAAAGUCGGCGGCCUGAGCAGCUGCUGCGGCGCCGGCGCCUGGUGAUGAUCUCAGGGGAUAGAGGUGGGCCAGUACCGGCCGCCAGAGCCGCCGGUACUGCAGCCGCCGCCGCGUUACGAGUACUUAGUUGGGUCGCUGCACCGCCGACCUGUACAAACCAACGACGCAUGCUAGUGUUUUAGUGCGUAUAUUAAGUUGUGUGACAAUAAUUACGCGGGCAUUAUUUUCGAUUGUCCGAAUUUUCCAGCCAAACCAGUGAGCUGUCGAUUUGAGCUGUUUUUAUGUCGAGUCUCGUCUUUUUUAAGAUUGUGUGGAAAUCGUGUUUGGUAAUUGGCACUGGACAGUUCAUUGCUGCGUGUUUCUUAUAUUCUUAUUAUGUCGGGCGGGGCUCGCGGCUGUCUCGCCAUGUUGUAAUGCGCGGAGGUCCGGGGAUAUCGAGGGUUGUCGGUUGCGGAGAGUGCCCCCGACCGGCGGGGCCCCGACUCUCACAGUUCGAACAGGAACUGACGGAGAAUCAGAGAGAGAAUGUGUGCUUUCAUCGAUAGGCCUGCUGAGCGCUGUCUGGCCGCUGCGUUGGUGAGAGGUCUGUGUUGGCUCCCGGCGUCUCGCGUGUCCCUCUGUCUAUCCCCCCUCUACCUGUGCCCCUCUGUGCCCGUUGAGCCGCUGUUCGGACCCCUCCCCCCGCCCCGCCCCGCUCUUCGCUGGGAGGGCUAGGUGACGCGGUCCCUGCCGGCGGCGGUGACGCGCGAGACUGUCUUUCCCGGUCGGAGAACAAUAUAUAGCGUAGACUAUA